GCACACAUUCCUGUCAAAGCCUCUCUCUGGGCUGAAGUCUCUCCGUUCCUCAGUCAGGAUCAAGAGGGAAGUGCAGCUCUGGAUUCCAGUCUAUGGGCUGAAGAAGCUUUAUUGACGCUGCAGAAAAAUCUGAGUGUUUACGUCGAAGAUCUGGUGCUGAAGUGUGCUAGGGAGAGAAGAACGCCGACUUCCAUUUACUCGUCCUCUCAUAUUUCAGAAGAUUUUUUAGAUCAUCUGAUCAUCGUCCGGUUCUAAUGUAAUAUUGUUUGGGACAGUGCAAUUUGGGAGGAGCAGUCGUACCGGUGUUUCAGAUCCUGCUGUCCGAGAGGAGGUGAGAGCCGGAGGAUGUGGGUGAUGGAUUCUCUCUCUGUGGCUCUGCUGUGGGCAGCCCUGGCUCAGGCGGGCUGCGGCGGGCAGCCGCGGGGCACCGAGGGGGGCCGCAGGCGCCUUAACAGGGUCCAGCACGGGCCGUGCAGCUACACCUUCAUCUUGCCCGAGCUCGAGGGCAACUGCCGGGGACCUGCCGAGAGUCACAGCACCAACUCCCUGCAGCGGGAUGAGCCGCCGCUGGAACAGGACUGGCCCUCGCAGAAGCUGCAGCGGCUGGAGACGCGGUCCGACAACAACACCCAGUGGCUGCGCAAGCUGGAGACCUACAUCCAGGAUAACAUGAAGAGUGAGCUGGCCCAGCUACAACAGAAUGCUGUGCAGAACCACACAGCCACCAUGCUGGAGAUCAGCAACAGUCUGCUGAGCCAGACCGCUGAGCACACACGCAGACUGACAGACGUUGAGACGCAGGUUUUGAAUCAAACCUCGCGACUGGAGAUCCAGCUGCUGGAGAAUUCUUUAUUCACAAACAAACUGGAGAAGGAGCUGCUGCUCCAGAACAACAACAUCUACUGGCUGCGUGAAAAGAACAGCUUCCUGGAGCAGAAACUCCUGGCGAUGGAGAGCCAGCACAAGGAAGAGAUGGAGAGCCUGCGGCAGGAGAGGGGGAGCCUCCAGGACCUGGUGCUUCGGCAGAGUCGCCUGAUCGGUGAGCUGGAGACGCAGCUGGGCUGGGUCACCAUCAACAACACCAGCCUGCAGAAGGAGCAGAAGCAGCUGGCCGAGACGGUGAACAACCUCCUCCAACUGGUCUCACGGGGGUCAGGGAAACUGGAGGAGAAGUUAUUCCGGGACUGUGCCGAGGCUUAUCAGGCUGGUCACAACACGAGUGGGGUCUACAGCAUUCGCCUCGCUGAGACAACGGAGCCUAGGAAGGUGUACUGCAACAUGGAGACCGCCGGAGGUGGCUGGACAGUCAUCCAACACCGAAGGGACGGCAGCGUAGACUUUCACAGGACCUGGAAAGAAUAUAAAACGGGCUUUGGGAAUCCAUCCACUGAACACUGGCUUGGCAAUGAGAUGCUGUUCCUUCAGACAAACCAGCGGCAAUACUCCCUGAGGAUUGACAUGCGAGACUGGGAAGGAAAUCAGGCUUAUUCCCUCUACGAGAAAAUUCAAGUGGCCAGUGAAAAGCAAAACUACAGGCUCUUCCUUAAGGGGUUCAGUGGCACUGCGGGGCGGCAGAGCAGUUUGGUACUACAUGGAGCCAGCUUCAGUACCAAGGACCUGGAUCACGACAACUGCAUCUGCAAAUGUGCCCAGAUGCUGACAGGCGGCUGGUGGUUUGAUGCGUGUGGACCUUCCAAUCUGAAUGGAAUCUAUUACUCAGCAGGACAGAAGCUGGGCAAGCUGAAUGGGAUCAAAUGGCAUUACUUCAAGGGUCCGAGCUACUCCCUCCGUAGUGUCACCAUGAUGAUCCGCCCCUCAAACUUCUGAAACCUCCUGCUCACUCUGAAGCCCAUCACUAACCUGGAGGUGGAUCAGAGCAAUCCCUGGUCCCAGCUUCCCACUCACAUUCUGCUCUCUCCCUUCCCAAGGAUCUGAAACGCUGGAAGAUUCCGGCUUCUCUGCACACUGCCCUUUCUGUGGAGACAACCAGACCAGCCCGACAGUCCCAUGAACACCUGACUCUGACAACCAGUGAGCAAAGGACACUAGGGCUGUCUCAGUCCGCCUUGGAGCCCUGCAGGCAGACAGGCCCCCCCAGCAGGGGUUGGGUUGGUAGCUGGGGGUUUGGCUGCUCUGAAGAAGUUUAUGAGGGCGUUACCAGGUUUGGGCUAAAAAAAGUGAAGGUAGAGAUGGAGUGGAGGGGACUUGUACCCACUGCUGGAGAUGGGGGUGGAGAGAAUAGAGGGAGUGUCUGUGACUGGGUGGAGACCAAAGCCGUGAAUGUAACUUUAAAGAAACUGUGGUUGGAGAAGAAGAGAAAAGAUGAGGCAAAUUGAAGCAGAAAGGUCGAGCCACAUCUGUGGAGAAAGAGAAAACUGGAAAUAUGCACGUUUCAUUCCGAUUACUUCUCAUUCUUCCAACCUCAAGGAACAAACUCAUCUGUUUAAUCUCUGUUCAAUGACAAAUUCCCAAUCCUCAAAAUCAAACCAGUGAAACUUGAGCAAGAUUCCACUUGUACACAAAGCCCCUCGUAAUGAGACCAACAUAACCAUUGUGUUCCUGGUACCUUGUACAUAAAGCCCCUCGCAAUGAGACCAACAUAACCAUUGUGUUCCUUGUACCUUGUACAUAAAGCCCCUCGCAAUGAGACCAACAUAACCAUUGUGUUCCUUGUACCUUGCUAACUUUCACCUCAAUCUACCUGAAAACCAUUACCUUUCAAUCUCUCACCACUUAAGAAAUGCUCUGCUCUUUGUAAUACAUUUUUUCUACAGAAAUGAGAGACAUUAUCUUCCAUCUACAAUGUCCUUGCCCAUUCACAGACAGUCUACAUAUCCCCCGAACCCUCUUCCUACAUCCCCAUCACAACCCAGUACCGUAUCAUCGACUGCCCUGGAUAUACUACAUUUGGUUCCCUUACUCAGAUCACAGAAACUUUCUUGUGAACAGCUGAGUCCACACUAUUGAAGUGUCAGCCCUGGCAUCAUCCGGUAACAUCACCGGUCACCCCUCGCGUAAUUCCUCCAUUCCCAAAAGAAAUCAGAGCUUUCGGAGACAGACUCCAACCUUCUCUUGGAAAAGGCAGGAGCACAUAGCGGAGGAAUGGGAUGCCUUGCACACAUCUUCCAGCCAUGUUUUUCAAUGGUCGGUAUCAUGGAGACUGCAAGAGUAAUAUCAGUCCCUGUCCCCUGAUCAUCCUUCACUGGUCACAGGCACGGCAUGUCCUCCUCUGGAAGUCCCUGUGUCCCACCCACAUCCUUCUCCUCAAUCCCUGCAUCUACAGAGCUUUAGAACUGUUUAAAUGUGGCCUCCAUUGCCCUCUUAAGGCUCUUUGAGAAUCCAGGUCUGGUAAAAGGUCUCAGAUCUGAAAUGUUGGCUCUGCUCCACUCUCCACAGGCACGCCUGGUCCGCCCGGUCUUUGCAGUACUUCCUGUUUUACUUCAGAGCUUCCCUGAGGACUGGCUGUCUUCCCAGCUGUGUCUAAGCAGUGGUGUUGCUUGUCGAGCUCUUGACUCUUGUUUUAAUUGGCAAAAUACCAUUGUUUGGCUUUAGGCGUUUUUCACCAUUUCUGGGUGAGGGUUAGUGCUGUGUACAUCAUGUGCAUAACGCACCAAAUGGAAGUGAAAUCCAAAUACCCGUUUUCAGAGAGAGCUUGAUUCCAUGUUAAUUGUUCAACACUAUUGCUAAUGUUAGCAUGGUUGGGUUCUUUCAUUCAAAACAAAGUGACAGGCUUGAGUAUAACCAUCUGAUUAUAGAUGGUGAGGAAACCUUGUUGAUGUGGAAUGGAAGUUAAUGGACGUCCCCACUCGACACACACCAGGCCGUGGAACCAUCCCAAUUUAAGGACAUCACAAAAUGACCCUGGGACAAUCUGUAGAUGACAAUGGAUGAAUGGAGGAGUGGGUGACAACUUUGGGAGGUGGGUGUGUGGGUGCUAACAAACUGAGCUGCUACAUUCAGGAGAGCACCAAGCUUCUUGCAGCUACUAGGGAGGGCUAAGGAACAGUUUUUUACAUAACUCUGCCUUGAUCGGUUGAGUACAAAACAGCAUUUGCAAACAGACUGCUUGCUUUCCUAACUCUUUCUCACUCCAAUGUCAGGUGAACAUUAGGUAGCAAUCAAAACAGCUGCAGAUCUGAAAUAAAAGCAGAAAGUGCUGGAAAAUUUCAGCAGGUGAGACAGUGUCUGUGGGGGGAGAAACGGUUAAUAUUUCAGAUUGGUGACCUUUCCCAUUAUACGCCGUGACCUCAUGAAUAUAUCCAGUAUUUCCUCUUAUCGUUGCAUUUUGCACUACUCCACAAGCAGAAUAUUAGGAGCUGCGUGUCUUGGAAGGCAGUGCUUAAAUAAACUGGGCGGUACAUUAUGGGGAGAGGACUGCUCAGGGUGGGAAGGAAUCUGAGUCUCCUGUCCCCAUCCAGGUUUGUUGGAGGCUCUUUGAUCGAGGGUGGUUGUUCGGAUUAGCCAACCCCUCUCUCAACACGUCGUGGGAUUACUCAGUCGAGCUCUCUUCAUCUCGGACCACUCUCAUCUAUCAGCUCCCGAACUGCUGUCUGCUGGAAAUGAAGGAUGUUGGCAAAGCACUGAGAGAAGUCUACAUUCAUUUUAUUGGUGCA
Molecule: messenger RNA, 4613 nt
Organism: Hypanus sabinus (Atlantic stingray)
Lineage: Eukaryota; Metazoa; Chordata; Chondrichthyes; Myliobatiformes; Dasyatidae
Product: angiopoietin-1-like
Exons: 9
Coding region: 346-1827 (493 amino acids)
Source: RefSeq, a predicted model, not a curated record